AUGCAGAGAGGGAAGCCCUACAGAGCACCGCCUACCGUAGUACAGACCUUCUGCCAGAAGCACGGCCUGAUGUCCGAGGUGGUUGAUCUGAGGUGGGGUAUUCGAAACACCGAGGCCACCAACCACAUGACCACGGAACUCUGCUUGGAGGAGCUUGGCUGGUGUCAGAAAACAUCCAUAGGGCCAGCUUUUGUUGCCCUUGUAGGUGACCAGUACGGCCCCCGUCCUGUCCCCUCGCUGAUCGAGGAAAAGGAGUGGGAGGCGCUGAAAGCUCAGCUGAGCGCCAGGCCACGUGACCUGGAGCUGGUGGCAUGAUGCUUCCAGACAGAUGACAACGCUGUGCCCCCCACCUACCUGCUGCAGACUCUGGACAGCGGGGAGGCCCGUGGGCCCGAGGAGGCCACCCUGACCUCUGCACUGCAUUCUGGAGCCCAGGAGGCCCGCAGGCUGGGCCUCAUCACCCAGGAGAAGUGGCACCGCUACCACCGGUCAGUCAUCGAGGGGGAAAUAGAAUGGGGCCUGCUGAGCUCAACAGACUGGGACCAGGGGGCGACCGUCUUCCUGAGAGAUAUCCAAGACCUCAACAAACACAUCCUGGAGGUCUGCGCCCUCAAGAUGGUGGACCAGCUUGCAGCCGUUUGCCUGGACACAGACGCCCAGAACCUUCUCAGCAGCCUCAAGGAGCACAUCGCUGACAUGCAGCCCGGAGUUCUCAAGGCCCACCACCUGGCAUGGAGCCGAGACCUGGUGGACCCCCCAAACAAGGCUCAUGGACAGUACCCAAAGGAGCUAGGGGAGCAGUUUGUGGCCAGGGCUAAACAUCAGGUCCUCAAGUGCCUCCAGAAACAGGAGGCAGGCAGGCGGGAGUUGGCAUGGCUCUAUCAGGAGAUCCGCCACCACCUGGGGCUCAGUGCCGAGGCCCCCCGGACCUUUUGUGGGCACCAGGAGCUCCUAACCCAGCUGGGGCAGCAGCUCCAGCAGAGCGACGGCCACCCCCACCCACCCCUGGUGCUUUUUGGACCCCCGGGCAUCGAAAAGACUGCUCUGAUGUGCAAGCUGGCUGAGCAAAUGCCAGGGCUGCUUGGCCACAAGACAGUGACCGUUCUGCGGUUUCUGGGGACGUCACAGAUGAGCUCCGAUGCCCGAGGCCUGCUCCAGAGCAUCUUCUUCCAGGUGUGCCUGGCCUACGGGCUACCCCUGCCCCCUGCCCAGGUCUUGGAGGCCCAUACCAGGGUGGUCCAGUUUUUCCACACCCUCCUCCACACCGUCUCCUACCAAAACUUUGAGUCCCUUGUGAUCCUGCUGGAUUCGAUGGAUGAGGUUGCCUCUGUCCACCGUGCUCGGAGGGUCCCCUGACUGCCUCUCAAGUGCCCCCCAAGGGUCCACCUCAUCCUCUUGGUCUGCUCAGGACAGCGUGGGGUUUUAGACACUAUGCGGCAGGUGCUCACGGACCCAGGUGCUUACUGGGAGGUGAAACCCCUCUCUGGAAACCAAGGGCAAGAGAUGGUUCAGCUCCUGCUGGCCGCCUCGAGGAGGACGCUGAGCCUGAUGCAGAGGGACCUGCUCUGGGCCAGCCUCCCGGAGUGUGGGCACCCGGGGCGGCUGAGGCUGCAAUUCGAGGAGGCCCGGAAAUGGGCCUCCUUCACCGUGCCCCCUCUGGCCUCCACAGCUAAGGAAGCGAUGCACCAGCUGUGUGCCUGCCUGGAGCAGACACAUGGGCAGCUCCUGGUGGCCCGAGUGCUGGGCUACAUUGUGUCUUCCCGACAUGGGCUCUCGGAGGUGGAGAUGAAGGAUGUCCUGUCCUUGGGUGACGAGGUCCUGCAGGUCGUGUACCAAGACUGGACCCCGCCCAGCAAAGAGCUGCUGCGUUUCCCACCCUUGCUGUGAGUGAGGCUUUGUCGAGAUCUGGGUAACUGCUUGGCCAGGUGGCCCAUGGAUGGCUUCAUACUCCUGGCCGUCGCCCACAGAACAAGGAGGAGGUGUAGGAAUGAAUGUCCCCACCAGAUGGCGCAGCUGAGCAACCAUGCGCUCUCCCCACAUUCCAAGAGAAGCAUCCUGUAUACAGAACUCCUGGCCAGCCUCUAUUUCUUCGCCACCUCACAUCCAGCGCUAGUGGGACAGCUGUGCCAACAGGCGCAGAGCUGGUUCCGGAUGUGCCCACACCCUGUGCUGGUGCCCCUCAGAGAAUUCCUCCAGCCCCCGGGAGGACCCCUCCGGGCAACCCUCACUGGCUGUCACAAAGGCAUCACUGCCAUAGCAUGGAGCCUGGAAGAGAAGCUGCUGGUGGUUGGCACCCAGGAGGGCAUGAUAGCUGUGUGGGAAAUGGAAGAAUAGCAGGUGAUCCACAUCCUACCUGGACACACAGGAGAGGUGAGGUGUGUGAAAGUGUUUGCCAAAGGAUCGCUUGCCAUCUCUACCUUGAAGGAUCACACCCUGUGCUUGUGGAACUUACUCUCUGGCCAGGAGAAAUUCACCAUUUGGGAUGGAAGCUCAAAAGAUCCCACUGAACCUCAGAUCUCGAGCCUUCAUGUGGAUGAAGCAAAGAAGGUUGUGCAUUCAGCAUCUAGCUCAAAGGCAGAUCAUGACAUGGCUGGUGCCUCCUUCAAGGCCAACAGGAUCACACCUCUCUGCUGA
Mesoplodon densirostris (Blainville's beaked whale) is the source of this 2634-nucleotide messenger RNA. It is a transcript of the gene NWD1, whose product is annotated as NACHT and WD repeat domain containing 1. Lineage: Eukaryota; Metazoa; Chordata; Mammalia; Artiodactyla; Ziphiidae. Gene Ontology annotation, molecular function: protein binding. The record is from RefSeq and is a predicted model, not a curated record.